Molecule: messenger RNA, 1044 nt
Organism: Penicillium cataractarum
Lineage: Eukaryota; Fungi; Ascomycota; Eurotiomycetes; Eurotiales; Aspergillaceae
Product: AAT-domain-containing protein
Exons: 4
Coding region: 1-1044 (347 amino acids)
Source: RefSeq, a predicted model, not a curated record
AUGAAAACAAUCAAUUGUCAUGGAACACCUUAUGAGAUUGGGAAGGCGCAUGGUGUGGGAGGCCAAGAAAUGAUUCGUCGGAGUAUCUUGUUCUACCAGAAGAUGUUUGCUCAUACUUGCAAAAUGGGAUGGGACACCGUUCGUGGAAUAGCCAAAGACUGGCAAAGUGAACUCGAGCGAAAGUGGCCGAGGUACUCUGAUGAGAUGCAGGGAAUCUCGGACGGUGCCGGGUUACCCUUCGUUGAUAUUUUGGCUCUCAAUAUUCGCACUGAGAUCGCAUUUGGAAUGUUCAAUGAUGGAUGUACGAGCCUGUAUUGGAGAACUGAUCGUAAUUCUUUUUUGGCCCAAAACUGGGAUUGGAUGGAAGAGCAGAAGCAGAACCUUGUCAUUCUUGACAUCACCCGAAACGACAGACCUCGAAUCAAGAUGGUCACCGAAGCCGGCAUUAUCGGAAAGAUUGGACUCAACGAACUGGGUGUCGGCGUGUGUUUAAAUGCUAUUAAAGUGCCAGGUUGCGAUUCUUCGCGCCUUCCAGUUCAUCUUGCGCUUCGAUCAGUCCUAGAUAGUCCAUCGGCCGACGAAGCCGUUCGGCGGCUGGAAGAGACUGGAUUAGCCGCUUCCGCGCAUAUUCUCAUCGCAGAUAAAGGAAAAGCCAUCGGACUGGAGUCAACAGCGGAGACAAUCAGGCUUAUCGAAAUGGAUGCUGAAAGCCGGAUUUUCCACGCAAAUCACUUGUUAUUGCCACAUGAUGGCCCCGUGGAAGUUGGCUGGUUGGCCGAUUCGCCUUUACGCCAGCAACGCAUCCAGAGUCUAGCUACGGGGCUAGGCUCAUCCACCGGCAGGCAGCCAGAUUUGGCUGACAUUACACGCAUUUUGGAUGACCAUGACGGAUUUCCGCAUUCAAUAUGCCGAUAUGAGAAAGGUCCAUUGGGAAUGGAUGCCACGCUGUUCAGCAUUGUCAUGGAACUUGGGGGUAUAACUGCUCGUGUAUCCCUGGGAAGACCGUGUCAACCCGAAGAGUUAAUAGAACUAGACUUUGAAUGA